Solanum pennellii is the source of this 3339-nucleotide messenger RNA. Its product is annotated as serine/threonine-protein phosphatase 7 long form homolog. The record is from RefSeq and is a predicted model, not a curated record. The transcript is spliced from 6 exons. Bases 703 to 2874 code for a protein of 723 amino acids. Lineage: Eukaryota; Viridiplantae; Streptophyta; Magnoliopsida; Solanales; Solanaceae. Gene Ontology annotation, biological process: meristem development; meristem maintenance.
AAGGAAUUGAAUUGAAUCGUAAGUAGGAUUCUAUCUUGUAUAAAUUGAAGAACGUGCCAACCAACUCAUGAAAUUGGAUUCCAAAAUAAGUAUAAUUAUAUUAAUCCUGAAAAAAAGAACUAUAAAGCCUUCAGAUUUGGAACCAUUUAUGAGUGUGUGACCAUAGGAGCAUAGACAAAUGAGGAAUGUCUUUAUACAGAUUUCAGAAUAUAAGAAUUAAUUUCCAAUACCCAAAAAUAGAAAAAAUGUAUUCACUCUUUUAAUUUUCUUAAUCUACAAUCCUCAAAUAAUAAAUUAGCUAUCAGAUCUUGACCAUAUGCUUAGAAAGAAUGAAUUUUUUUGCUAGUCUUAUGGUCAUUAAAGAUUUGAAACACUUUUUUUUUUUUAAUUUUUCUAAAAGAGUGAGAGAAGGGGGUUUUGUGGUUUUGUUGGGGAGGAAAGAGUCUUUAGAUUUCUGUUGUGAUUUGUUUUUUUUUUUAAGUCCCAAAUAUAUUGCUAGUCUUAUGGUUAUUAAAGAUUGAAUUUUUCAUAAAGGAUUCUUGAAAUUUUGUACAUUUAAUAUCUGGUUUGUCUUAGUGAGUGAGUGAGUGAUUACAUUGAUAUGGGAAUUGAAAGAGUCUCCUUUUAUUGUGGGUCUGAUCAUUUACUUCCCAAAAACCAUAAGUAUUUCGAGAGGUAGUUUCUUUGCUUAAGGUAUUUUUUAUGGCUAAUGAUAGUGAAUACAAGUUGGAUCCCGGUCCAUUGGAAUCGAAUGUAUUAACGGGACAACUUACUCAUAGAUCACAAGAUAUAUGGGAAGGAAAUGUUAAUAUGAUUCUUAAUACGAGGAGAGAAGAUGGAAAUUUUUGGAAGCUCAUAGAGAAAUAUCCCAUCCAUCCACGAGUUCUUGAAGUAAUUAGGUUAUCUGGAUUAUAUGGUGUUUACAAAUCUAAUCGGCCUGCUAUUGACCGUAGUUUGAUCACUGCACUAGUUGAGCGUUGGCGUCCCGAAACUCACACUUUUCACUUUAGAACAGGCGAAGCAACAAUUACCUUGCAGGACGUAGAGGUGUUGUAUGGAUUACCUGUGAAUGGUGAUCCAGUACUUGGUAAUGAAAUGAUAAGGACCAUAGAGGAUUGGCAAAACAUUUGUCAAAGAUUAUUAGGUUUUGUUCCUUCUCGUGAAGACUUCAAAACAAAUUCCAUCAAGGUCGCUGCAUUUAAUUCACACAUGUUAAGCCAGCCACAUUUGUCGAACAUGGCAACACAAGAUAUGGUUAAUCAGAAGGCAAGAUGUUUCAUGUUCUGGAUGAUUGCAGGUAUGAUGAUGGCGGAUACAUCUGGUGGUUAUUUGAAGCUUAUGUACCUGCCUAUGCUCGAAGACGUCGAUAAAAUUGGAUCUUAUAGUUGGGGGAGUGCGACCUUGGCAUACUUGUAUCAUUUUCUUUGUAAAGCUUCACAGAGUACCCAAAAUGAGAUAGCCGGAUUUUUGCCACUACUUCAGAUUUGGGCGUGGGAGAGAGUCACUGUUCUCCGUCCUCAAAUAGUAGCCCACAGAGAUGCGAGAACUAUUUGUCAUGUUGGUUUGCCUAGGGGUCCGCAUGCUACUAGAUGGUUUGCACAUCUUAGUUGGACGAAUACUACCAAGCAUGUGUUGAAAGUUUAUAGGGAUGCACUUGACUCUAUGAUAGAAGAUCAGUUUAUUUGGGAACCGUAUUCCGAUGACUUAAUUGAGAGUCUUCCUCUCUAUUGUCAUGCUGGACGAGACAUAUGGCGAGUUAGAGUUCCAAUAUUUUGUUGGGAUGUGGUCGAGGUUCAUUUGCCAGAUCGUGUUAUGAGGCAAUUUGGACUACAACAAGCUAUACCAACUCCGUUUCCAUUUGAUUCCAACCACUUUCGCCAUGAUCGUCGAGGAAGACCAAAUACAAAUUGGGAGUUGGAACAUGCACAUUGGUUAUCAUUUUGGAACCAACGUCUCCAAUAUAGUUGUGAUGCACCGGUUAAUAAUGAACCACUUCGCUAUGAUGAUCCAUAUCUUAUUUGGUUCAGGCGCAUUACUCGUCUUGUUAUUGGUAAUCCUAAUUCACGUCCUCAAAAUCAACAAGGUUAUGUGCCUAAUUCGACGGCAUAUGAAACUAUGGUGCGUCAUAUUCAUUCGAUGGUUGAUGAAGCUAAAACACUUGGUGAUAAUCCAUCAUAUGAGGCCUUAUACAUGUUUAGAAAAAUGGUGCGAGAUCAAGGUUCUGAUUGUUUGAAAUAUGUCCAUGAGGCUGACAGGGUUCAUGUGUCAGCCGAUUAUAGAAGAGAUGUGGUACAACCUGUCCAGUUACAUCACCCAGUUCGUAGGCGAGGAAAAGGUGGUGUUGCAGGUAGGAGAGAACGUGUUGUUGAAAGAGCACAAACACAUGUUGAAAUAGAUCAGGCCACACAAAAUGUCCAAGAAGCCUUAGAAGAUGAUCAAGCAACAUCCAAUUAUAAUAUUGGUUCUAUUUCAGGAGGUUGCACUCAUGAAUUCACUCAGGCAUCAAAUAUGACAUAUCAACUGUCAGAAACAGAUAUCAUGCCAUACGUGACGCCACAGACUCUACAAAUAUCAAGUCAUCCAAGUCUUUCAUCACUUGAGAAUGUCAUUGGUAAUUUUGAGAAUGUCCCAAAUUUUAACUCAUCGCCUGUGCCUCUGAUCAUUGAAACCCCUGAUGCCACUAAUAGUUUAGAGGACCCGAAUCAUGAUGUGGACGAUAAUGAUCCAAAGGAUGCAAAUGAAGGCGGUGAUACGACUAUUCAAAAUAGUGAACCAUCAAGGAGGGAGAAGCGUAAAAUUAAACUUAAGCCUUGUGGGACUGGCGGUCACUAUGCUAUCCAACAUGUCCAAAAAAAGAGAGCCAAGAAUAAGUAAUGAAAAUUGAUGUUGCUGAAAUCUUUUGGUGUUGCUGAAACCUUUUGGUGCUGCUGAAAAUUGGUGUUGCUGAAGCCUUUUGGUGCUGCUGAAAAUUGCAGCCAGUACUGCUGAAAAUUGGAGCUGCUGAAACCUUUUGUGGCUGCUGAAAAUUGCAGCCAGUACUGCUGAAAAUUGGAGCUGCUGAAACCUUUUGUGGCUGCUGAAAAUUGCAGCCAGUACUGCUGAAAAUUGGAGCUGCUGAAACCUUUUGUGGCUGCUGAAAAUUGCAGCCAGUACUGCUGAAAAUUGGAGCUGCUGAAACCUUUUGUGGCUGCUGAAAAUUGCAGCCAGUACUGCUGAAAAUUGGAGCUGCUGAAACCUUUUGUGGCUGCUGAAAAUUGCAGCCAGUACUGCUGAAAAUUGGAGCUGCUGAAACCUUUUGUGGCUGCUGAAAAUUGCAGCCAGUACUGCUGAAAAUUGGAG